ACAGGCAGCAUCUCUUGAGAGGGGGAGAGCUGCUGGUUGAACUUCCUAACUCACUGUUUUGGUGACAGAAGAUUAAUGGGGCUUCCAAGUUGCACCCCCAUCCUCACUGCACUUCCUGCAUGUUUCUCCUUCGGAGUAGUGAAUAACCACCUCCUUACCUUAAACCAAGUAAUAAAGUAGGCUGUGAAUAGUUGGGUCCAGUUUGGACAUACACAUUCAUCCACCUUCUCUUCAUGUCCCCCUUUCUUGCAAUAAAUUUGGAGCCAGUUGGUGAAAUCACACAGACGGACAUAUUUUUUAACUGGUUCAUCUCUUCAAGAUCCAACAGGAAUAUGCUGCAUCAAAAUUGACUUGUACAAAAGAGAUUUCUAAAGGUCUCAUCUAUAGGAAUCCGUUUUUAAAUCAGUUCCCAUUGUAAGGUAAUCAAAAGAUUAAGAAAAUGCCUCCAAGACCAUCGUCUGGUGAACUAUGGGGCAUCCACUUGAUGCCACCAAGAAUCCUCGUAGAGUGUCUUCUACCUAAUGGAAUGAUAGUGACUCUAGAAUGCCUCCGUGAGGCCACACUACUCACUAUUAAGCACGAGCUCUUUAAAGAAGCAAGAAAAUACCCUCUUUACCAGCUCCUCCAAGAUGAGUCUUCUUACAUUUUUGUAAGUGUUACACAAGAAGCAGAAAGAGAAGAAUUUUUUGAUGAGACACGGCGACUUUGUGACCUGCGGCUUUUUCAGCCUUUUCUAAAAGUCAUUGAACCAGUGGGCAACAGAGAGGAAAAGAUUCUGAAUCGAGAAAUUGGAUUUGCCAUUGGCAUGCCUGUCUGUGAAUUUGAUAUGGUUAAGGAUCCAGAGGUGCAAGACUUCAGAAGAAACAUUCUUAAUGUCUGUAAAGAAGCUGUGGAUCUUCGAGAUGCCAAUGCGCCUCACAGUAGGGCUUUGUAUGUCUAUCCUCCAAAUGUAGAAUCUUCACCUGAACUGCCCAAACACAUAUACAAUAAGCUAGACAAAGGGCAAAUUAUAGUGGUGAUAUGGGUUAUAGUCUCUCCCAACAAUGAUAAGCAGAAAUACACCUUAAAAAUCAACCAUGACUGUGUUCCUGAGCAAGUUAUUGCUGAAGCAAUCAGGAAAAAAACACGAAGUAUGUUGCUGUCAUCUGAACAACUAAAACUCUGCGUCUUAGAGUACCAGGGCAAGUAUAUUUUAAAAGUGUGCGGCUGCGAUGAAUACUUGCUAGAAAAAUAUCCUCUGAGCCAGUAUAAGUACAUAAGAAGCUGUAUAAUGCUUGGCCGCAUGCCCAAUCUGAUGCUGAUGGCCAAAGAAAGCCUUUAUACCCAGCUGCCAUUGGAUACCUUUACAAUGCCAUCUUAUUCCAGGCGCAUUUCUACAGCUACCCCAUAUAUGAAUGGAGAAGCUUCAGCCAAAUCCCUUUGGUCUUUAAACAGUGCUCUGAGAAUAAGAAUUCUCUGUGCAACAUAUGUAAAUGUAAAUAUACGAGACAUUGACAAGAUAUAUGUCCGAACAGGUAUCUAUCAUGGAGGUGAACCAUUAUGUGACAAUGUGAAUACUCAAAGGGUACCUUGUUCCAAUCCUAGAUGGAAUGAAUGGCUGUCAUACGACAUGUUCAUUCUUGAACUCCCACGUGCUGCUCGGCUUUGCCUCUCCAUCUGCUCUGUUAAAGGCAGAAAGGGUGCGAAAGAGGAACAUUGCCCACUGGCUUGGGGAAAUAUAAACAUGUUUGAUUAUACGCACACCCUUGUAUCUGGGAAAAUGGCUUUGAAUCUGUGGCCAGUACCUCAUGGGCUAGAAGAUCUGCUGAAUCCUAUUGGCGUUACUGGGUCAAAUCCAAACAAGGAAACUCCAUGUCUGGAGCUGGAAUUUGAUUGGUUUAGCAGUCCUGUAAAGUUUCCAGACAUGACAGUGAUUGAAGAACAUGCCAACUGGGCUAUCGCUCGAGAACUAGGGUGUAAUUACAGCCAUGCAGGGCUGAGUAACAGGCUAGCUAGAGAUAUUGAAGUAAGAGAAAGUGACAAAGAACAACUCCGUGCAAUUUGUACAAGAGAUCCACUAUCUGAAAUCACUGAGCAAGAGAAGGACUUUCUUUGGAGCCACAGACAUAAUUGUGUAAAUACCCCAGAAAUUCUCCCCAAACUGCUUUUGUCUGUUAAAUGGAAUUCUAGAGAUGAAGUAACCCAGAUGUAUUGUUUGAUAAAAGACUGGCCUCCAAUCAAGCCAGAACAAGCAAUGGAACUUUUGGACUGUAAUUAUCCUGAUCCAAUGGUGCGAUCAUUUGCAGUUCAGUGUUUGGAGAAGUAUUUGACAGAUGACAAACUGUCUCAGUACUUAAUCCAGCUAGUACAGGUGCUGAAAUACGAACAAUACUUGGAUAAUCUGCUGGUGAGGUUUUUACUCAAGAAGGCAUUGACCAAUCAAAGAAUAGGACACUUUUUCUUUUGGCAUUUAAAGUCUGAAAUGCACAAUAAAACCGUAAGUCAAAGAUUUGGUUUGCUUUUGGAGUCCUACUGUCGAGCAUGUGGGAUGUACCUAAAACACCUGAGCAGGCAGGUGGAAGCAAUGGAGAAGCUAAUUAACCUUACUGAUAUUCUCAAGCAGGAAAAGAAGGAUGAAACGCAAAAGGUGCAAAUGAAAUUUCUCGUUGAACAAAUGAGACGGCCAGAUUUCAUGGAUGCUUUGCAAGGUUUUAUCUCUCCUCUUAACCCCGCCCAUCAGCUAGGAAACCUCAGGCUUGACGAGUGCAGGAUUAUGUCCUCUGCAAAAAGGCCUCUAUGGCUGAACUGGGAAAACCCAGAUAUUAUGUCUGAACUCUUGUUUCAGAACAACGAGAUCAUCUUUAAAAAUGGGGAUGAUUUACGUCAGGAUAUGCUGACGCUUCAGAUUAUUCGAAUUAUGGAAAACAUCUGGCAAAAUCAGGGUCUUGAUCUCCGGAUGUUGCCUUAUGGUUGUUUGUCUAUUGGUGACUGUGUUGGCCUUAUUGAGGUGGUCAGAAGCUCUCAUACAAUCAUGCAGAUACAGUGCAAAGGAGGCCUAAAGGGCGCACUGCAAUUCAACAGCCACACGUUACAUCAGUGGCUCAAAGACAAGAACAAAGGAGAAAUGUAUGAUGCAGCUAUUGACUUGUUUACACGCUCCUGUGCUGGCUAUUGUGUCGCUACAUUCAUACUGGGAAUCGGUGACCGUCACAAUAGUAACAUCAUGGUGAAGGAUGAUGGACAGCUGUUUCACAUUGAUUUUGGGCACUUUCUGGAUCACAAGAAGAAAAAAUUUGGUUACAAGCGAGAGCGUGUACCGUUCGUUCUAACGCAAGAUUUCUUGAUAGUGAUUAGUAAAGGAGCUCAAGAAUGUACCAAAACAAGAGAAUUUGAAAGGUUUCAAGAGAUGUGUUAUAAGGCUUACUUAGCAAUUCGGCAGCAUGCCAAUCUCUUCAUAAAUCUGUUUUCCAUGAUGCUUGGUUCAGGCAUGCCAGAAUUACAGUCUUUUGAUGAUAUUGCAUACAUUCGAAAGACACUUGCAUUGGACAAAACUGAGCAGGAAGCUCUGGAGUAUUUCAUGAAACAGAUGAAUGAUGCUCACCAUGGUGGCUGGACAACAAAAAUGGACUGGAUCUUCCACACAAUAAAGCAACAUGCCUUGAACUGAAAUGAAAGCAAAGAUGACACAAACUGAUAGCCCAUUUUGUGGGCACUACACUGCACUGCUAAUGCCUGUCAGCAGCAAAGACUGGUUGCAUAGGAAUUGCACAAACCACGAAUGACAUUUGAAUUGACAGGAAGAACAGAGAUGAAAUGUUCAGACAGUUUUCAAAACUAUUGUAAAACAGGGUUUCAGAUGGCACUAAAAUUAUACACUUCAAAAUUAAGCUUUAGUAUGAUGUGUAACUUCAUGUUAUGCCUUAAGCCCAAAAAAGGUUUGGAAGUCUUUCCUGUUUUUGUUUUUUGAUUAACGAUCAUUUGGAAGGAGGAAGAAAAGAGUUGCUAUCAUCAAAUGCAGUCCAUGACAUACUACAGGAGGAAGUCUGGUACAGGAGAUGGAGACUAUGCUGGGUUUCAAAUGAGCUGAAAGAGAACUUCCCAUUUACCACAGCUAUUUAGAUGCUGCAUAUCUUGAAGGGAAGGAUUUUUAAGGGCAGAGAUAUUAAAAAUAAUAGUGAGGGAACGGUGCCUUUAACUGUAUUCAGAGACAUGUUAUGUUUGAAGUUUAACUGAACCUUUUCACUUCUAGGUCUGUCAUCUGCACAGUGUUUGAAAGCAAUUGGAAAUAGGCCCAAUAUGUAUGGUGUUUUUUCCUGGACAGUAUUUGUAGAGAUGAAAUUCUUAGUUUCAUAAAGAACUCUGUUCCCCAGCAUCCCAGAAGACUGGCUAACUUGAGAAAUUGAAUGGUCAAAAUUGGGUUUAGUGCAACAAAACAUUGUAGUGUUCACUUUGGGUUUGAUUUAAUCUGACUUGAACUGAAUAGACUUUUUUCAUGCAUGUUUUCCAGGGCCUAAAAAAAAGGUGAGUUAUUAAAAAUUAUUGAAAGAUUAUUUUUUUAUGAAGGCUAUUUAUAUAAUAGGAACUAUUAUUAAUAUAUAUUCUUUAUUUACAUGGUUUGUCCCAUAGUCACUCAUUUAAUUUCGCAGCCCAGUUCUAUCUGUCCAAGAUUCCCAUUAUUUGUAAUGUCACUGGUGGUGACCAGCUCUACUCCAAGGACCAAAUUCAACCCUGGUGAAAGAGAAUAUAAUACUAUUAAAAUCAGUGGGAGAUGCAGCCACCAGUGCCAGAAAUGAACUUGUCCUAAGUCUCUUCAGUAAAUCUCAGGCAAUACUCUUAACGUUACUUAAGUGAUAUGCUGGCAGUUCAAGGAAUGUAUGGUUAUACCCUCAACUUUUGGGUCCACCUUGUUCUCUUGCUCUUUGUUCUCUUUCCUGCUGCUUUUGAAAGCAGCUGUUUAAUCCCAGUAACCAGUACUUCAGAAGCAAAUGAGUUUUCAAUACAAUCACUAAGCAGUUCAACAUACAGCAAAUACGUUGGAUAGCUCGUAGCAUGUGGAGUUACCAAACAAAUGUUUUAUAGCUGUGUGUCUGUACAUAAUCUCUCUCUACGUAUUUGUAAAUCUAAUUGUCCUUCUCUCUCUAAAACAAUAUACACAAAUUGGCACCAGUUUUUGAGACUGUCUAGACUACCAGAGGUUUUUAGAUGUCCUGUGUGCGACCACAGGUCAAACUUGCUAUUCUGAAACUAUUUUUUAUAAAUUCUUAAACAUUUUCUGGGGAAAAAAAUUGCAAAACCCAGGGUGUGAAGGUUGACACUUACUCUAGCAUUUUAGACUUGCUAGAUCUGCAGCAUUUGGAAUGAAAUCCAAAAGUGUGGGACUUUGGGGGUUGGGCUGGGUCACACAAAUUUAAGUGCCACUCAAAAGUGCAAUACCAGAUGUAAUAUGAAAUAUGCUGACAGUUGGUAUCUCUAACUGAACUGUGCUUUGUGGGGCUGUAUUAAUGAGGUAUCAAGUGGUUGGAUUUUUUUUAAAGCAAAUUGUAAUAUAUUUAAGAAGUGCAAUCAAUUAUACCCUUAGAAGACUUGGAGAAAAGUGAAUUUGGGAUUGUAAAGCCAGGACUUUGUUUUGUCUUUUAAGACACCUUUCAUAGUCGGAAGUUCUUUGGUUAAUCAUUGAACACACUGUUACUUAACUGAAUCGCAUGGGAAAAUUACUGUCUUCAUGGAAACUAUGAAGAAAUGCUAAGAUUAGAAUGGAGAAUACAGUGUCUUGGCUCUAAUGAUCACUUUAGAGCUGUCCAGCAGAGUUCAAAUCCUUCUUCAUUCACUGACUGUUACAUAUGCCUCUUUUCAGAUGUGAAUGUUUUCACUCCUAAUAGCAUUUAUGAUUGCAUAUUUACCAGAACACAAUUACCCUUAUAUAUAGUCAACCCAAUCUGUUUCAACACUUUUAACCUUGGGAAUUAGUUACACUAAGAAAUUCAAUGAAAUGAUUCAAAUCUGAAACCCUGUUACCUGUAAACCAUAAUUUAACAGAGAAAUGUGUUAGUAAAUGCCACAUCCUACAUUAUUCUUAUUGACUAUCUUGUAUUGCGAGAGAGAGAUUUUACUAUGUUUACACAAGAUCUGGCCAGCCUUUUAGGAUCUGAAUUAAAAGGUCCACUCCUCAAGCUUAUUGAAUUUUAUGGGACUGGUUCUCCAUAACUUGACCCAUUGGUAGCUAUAUGAAUUUAUAAAAUGUGAAUGAAAAAAUAUACCAAAUCAAAUAGCAAUUUUUGCACCCAUUUUGCACAGACUGCAGGGUUGGGAAGAUUCAGGCCUCUAUUUCCAAGAGUUACUACAACAAAACACUGCACAAGCUGUAAAAUCUCUUAUGGGCAUGUGAUAGUAUAGGAAAGCAAAUCCAUUAGCUAAAUAGUCCCAAUAGAAUUUGGAGGACUUUUAGAAUGAAAGAAAAUAGAAGCGUGGCAAGGUCACGGGCUGGGUUUAUAGUGCAUGAAACAAAUUGUUAUCAUAAUUUGGAAGUAUAUUGAAUGGGGAUGGGGGGCGCAAAUUCAUUGAAUGCAGAAAAGUCAAUUUUUUAAAAAUGUGCAGUAACUCUAAAUAUAUUUCUUGUUAUACCAGUUCUUAAACUGAUGUAAAUCCAUUGACUUUAUGGGGAUCAUUCCUGAUUUACACUGAGAGAAUCAGGCCCACUUUCUCAGAGAAAAAGUUUCUGCUUGAAGACUGAAUACAUUUGUAAUGGAGUUCUAUAUGGGGUAGAGUUUGGAAUUGAUUUUUCUCUCUUUCCUGUUGACACUUUAGAUUUGAGAAUGUUCCCUUUGUCCUGAAUAUCAGCUGUGCAAAACACACUUUAGUAGUUGAUUUCAACCUUGGACUGAAUCUGAGCACCUUGCUCCUGCAAAACUCCUGUAGGAGUCUUACCUGAGCAAAGAGCCUAGGAGUGGGCCUUACAUUUUAUUACCAAACCGUUAGAAAAUGGUGACUUCAGUGAAUAUGUGUUGUGAUAUGGUGUAACUAAUUUUUUUCAACUGUGAAACUCUACAUUGUUUUAACAGCAAAACGGGCUGCUGCUGAUUAGUUUUUCUUGAGUUGUAUUCUUUGCUUUCCUAAAGGUAGCAAAAGAAACUACUGUACUGACUUACAUAUGCACACUUUCUGUUCUCAAAGGAGUGCAUCAGUAGUUUCUUUAUAGGUAAGAUACAAUUCUUCAGGAUAAUUUUAAUUUAAACAACAAAAAAAGCAUUUAAAUAAAACCAAAAUGGUUAGUGGUUUGGCAUCUUGUGGAGAAGAUAUAAGAAGCCUGCAUAUUAGGGCACUGUCGAAAUUACGCAGCAUGUAGAGAACUUUGUAUGUGAUGACCCUGCUUGUUGGCUUUUUCUUCUCAUUUUUAUGUAAAACCAUUUAAGCCCUGUAGUGGUCAGUAGCCCUUGUUGGCUGGCAAUUUGAAGACAUUUUCCUUGCGUUGUCAUUUUAUAACAGGCAUGGUCAAAGUUUGUGCUGAAUAACAAUUGUGAAUUCCUCCUGUUUUUCAUAUCUGUACAGGUUGCAGAUCUGGGCUGGACCCAUUCAAAAAAAAAGCCACUUGGAAUGAUUAUGUAUUUUGAUGUCUUUGACAUCUUUAAAAUGCUUCAAUUUAAAGAAAACGGUGUGGUAUUAGAGAGAAUUAUGAUGUGCUGCUUCUGAGAUUUUUUUUUUAAACUUCUGUAUUUCAGUUUUUUAAGGUUUUACUUGAAUAGAUGAAGAACCACAAUUUUUAUACAAAUAGUAUACAGUUGUGGACACUGUUGCAGAUCAUUGAAGCCAAUUAGUGUUGCAAUACAUGUUUCAUACUUACGGUGAAUUGUAUUUUUUUCUUUAGUCAAAGUUGUCUAAGUUUUUUAGGUUUUAAAGCUCUAUCUGUCUAAAAUAGUUUGUGGCCUACCACAGUGCAGAUGGUCAUAUAUUUUUAUGUCCGUAUUGACUGGGCAAGGUAAUAACAAAAAUUGGGCCUGGCUGUAGAAGGAUUUUGUCUGAGUACAGGACCCGGGCCUUGUAGGGAGGGGCUUGCAGCUUUCAGAAAUUCUUAUCUGACUUUACUGUGAUUUUAAUUGUAGCUUCUCUGGCGUUAUUUUGGGUUAAUGCCAACAUAGAAGAUCAAAAUUGGGCCCUUGGUAUGAAAGUUUUUGUCUAUCUGACUUGU
Gavialis gangeticus (Gharial) is the source of this 8161-nucleotide messenger RNA. RefSeq names its product phosphatidylinositol-4,5-bisphosphate 3-kinase catalytic subunit alpha (gene PIK3CA). Gene Ontology annotation, biological process: phosphatidylinositol-mediated signaling; cell migration; phosphatidylinositol 3-kinase/protein kinase B signal transduction. The transcript is spliced from 21 exons. Gene Ontology annotation, cellular component: phosphatidylinositol 3-kinase complex, class IB; cytoplasm; plasma membrane. Gene Ontology annotation, molecular function: 1-phosphatidylinositol-3-kinase activity; 1-phosphatidylinositol-4-phosphate 3-kinase activity. Bases 440 to 3646 code for a protein of 1068 amino acids. The record is from RefSeq and is a predicted model, not a curated record. NCBI's taxonomy places the organism in Eukaryota, Metazoa, Chordata, Crocodylia, Gavialidae.